UCUUUGUUUCUCAAGACUCCUCAUUUGGUAAUCAGAUACUACCAGUUUUACCGAGAUUUGACAACAAGUGAAAAUAUGUCUGCUCCUAUGAAACUAAAAACUCUGGAGGGUCAUUUAGGCACCCUAUCAGGAUUUUCAAAACCUAAAAUUGAACUUGAGCAAUAUGAAACACCAGCACACAUAGCUGCUAUGGCUCUUUACACCAUACAGACACAUUAUGAAGCCAUAGAGAAUAAAUUAGUACUAGAUGCUGGAUGUGGUCCUGGCAUAUUGGCUAUUGGAGCAUCACUGUUGGGGGCAGGAAUAGUCGUAGCAAUGGAUAUAGAUGACAGUGCCUUACAAGCAUUGCAGAAAAAUGUUGAGGACAUGGAGAUUUCUGGUGUUGAUGCUGUUCAGUGUGAUUUUCUGAAUUCUAAAGUUUGUAGGUGGGAAAAUUAUUUUGACUCGGUAUUAAUGAACCCACCGUUUGGUACAAAAAACAAUGCUGGUAUAGAUAUAAAGUUUCUACGGAUGGGCUUGGAUCUCUCAUGUGACAGUGUUUACUCUUUACACAAAUCAACGACAAGAUCACAUAUACAAAAGAAAGUUAAGGAAUGGGAAGUAAAAGGAAGUGUGAUUGCUAAACUUCGAUAUAAUUUACCAGCAACGUACAAAUUCCAUAAACAACAAAGUAGAGACAUUGCAGUCGACCUAUGGAGGAUACAUCAUUGACAUUCAAAA
Melitaea cinxia (Glanville fritillary) is the source of this 720-nucleotide messenger RNA. RefSeq names its product rRNA N6-adenosine-methyltransferase METTL5 (gene Mettl5). Gene Ontology annotation, biological process: rRNA methylation. Gene Ontology annotation, molecular function: rRNA (adenine-N6-)-methyltransferase activity; nucleic acid binding. The record is from RefSeq and is a predicted model, not a curated record. Bases 76 to 711 code for a protein of 211 amino acids. The transcript has 4 exons. NCBI's taxonomy places the organism in Eukaryota, Metazoa, Arthropoda, Insecta, Lepidoptera, Nymphalidae.